UAUAAAAUAUAAAAAACAAAAAGAAGAAAAAGAAAAAGGAAAGAAAAUUCACAGCGUCUGCAGAAAGAGAGUGAGAGAGAGAGAGAGAGAGAGAGAGGGAGAGAAAAAGAGAGAGAAGUCAAACUUGUAUCACCGGUUCGUCUUUCGAGGAAGAUCGACGCGCCUCGAGAAUGAAGUUGUGUUGGAGUUUAGCGUCGGUCUUCAUCGUCACGUCGAUGGUCGUCAGUACCGUCAGACCAGAAUCUGUGUUUUGGGAGGAAAACGACAAGGAGAUCCUUGUACGAACUGUACGUGGCACCAAGGAACGAGCAUCCGGCAGCAGCGCCGCUUCGUGCAGAUACGUCAAGGGUCAAUGGUCGGAGUGCGAUUCAAAAACCAACACUCGUUCCCGAACUCUUAGUCUUAAAAAGGGAGACAAAUCUUGCGAACAGACUAAGACUAUUCAGAAGAAAUGCAAGAAAGGCGUGGCGGGGAGAGCAGCGUGUCGGUACGAAAAGGGCACAUGGAGCGGAUGCGUGAAUCAACUAUCGACGAGAGUGGAUAAUUUGAAGGCGAACAGUGAUCCCACUUGCGAGAAGACGCGUUUGAUUACGAAGAGGUGCAAACCGGAGACCAAUACCAAGAAAUCUACCAAAGGAGGCGAACGAUCGAACAAGAAGUCGGGCAAGCAGUAAGAUAAUUUUCUCGUUCAAACGUACCGUGUCCCUUUGUAAAACACAUGGCGAUCAGUAAAAAUCCGACGACGGGCAACGAAAACAAAAAAAAAAAUGCAUUCUUAUGUUUCCUCUUCGACGUAUAUAUAUAAAUAUGUUUUAUUAACGAAUUGUCGUUAUUAAUAAAUCGCGAGUAUACUUACUACGAUCGAGACAUUGUCGUCGAUCGGUUGAAAUAAUAAUAAUAAUAAUAAAUAAAUAAAUAAAUAAAUAAAUAAAUAAAUAAAUAAAUAAAUGAAUGAAUAAACGUUUCUGUGUACGCGUACAAUUUUUUUGCGUAAGCAAAAAAAAAAAGAAAAGAAAAUCAAACAAAACAACAUAGAAAUGAAUCUUCCCGAUUAUCUAAUAAACAAAUCUAAUGAUCGACAUUAAAAAAAAAAAAAAAGAUAAACGCACCUGAUACCCUAAACGCGUACGUAAGAAGCGAAAAAAAAAGAACAAACAAAGAAAUCAAAACAAAAUAUAAAAUCAAAAAAUAAACUCACGAUAUCACAUUAAAGAGAAUUAUUAUUAUUAUCUUAUACUAAUCGUGUCGAUCGUAUAGGAUACUACUGCUUCUCUAUACAUACAAUUAUGAUCAACUCUUCCAUUUUCGUGGCCAAAUCUUCUUACUCCGCGAGAUACAUUUUAUAUAUAUAUAUAUUUUUUUUUUUCCUUUUUUCUUAAAACUUCUUCAAUUUUUUUCAACAAAUAAUUAUAUAAUAUAAUACAUAUAUUAUAUAAUAUAUAUAUAUAUUAAUUAAUUAUUAAUUUUAUUUUUUCUUAAGAGGGAAUUUCUCAAGAACGUUAUUUGAUAAGAGAAAGAGAUAGAGAGAUAGAGGUACCACCGUUAAGUAUCCCUCAAUAAAAUCUUAAAAUCUACUUGACUAUUCGAGUUUUUAAUCUUUCGAAUUAUUCGGAGAUAUAUAUAUAUAUAUAUAUAUAUAUAUAUAUAUAUAUAUAUAUAUAUAUACGCACACAUACAGAUGGACUGAAAUACUGAAAAUCUCUAAGUGUGCCAAAAGUUCGUAGGUAAUCUUAAAAAUCAAUUACUCUCUUUUUCGAGAUUUCUUAUAUAUAGGCUAACUUCUUUUUCUUUUUUAUUUUUUUAUUUUUUUUUUUUUUUUUUUUUUUUUUUUUUUUUUUAAGAUUGUGAAACUACAAGCUCAGCUUAUAAAACUAGAAGCCUAAUUAGAAGCCUAAAAGGUCUCGUAAAGGAAUCCAAUUGAUUUUUAAUAACCACUUUAGAACUUUUGGACACGCCUUAGGACUUUUGGUCCAUCCUGUACAUAUAUAUAUAUUAACAUUUUUAUGACGUUAAUCAUGACACAUCUUUUCUCUGAGUCAAGCAGAAAGAAAAAAAAAAAAGGUAAAAUUAUAUAAAAAAAAAAAAAAAAAAAAAAAAAAAAAAAGAAAAGUAAUACAAAAUAUAAAUAAUCCCAUUCGAUAAUUUACAAUCAUAUUGAGCACGAUUCUAAGCACGAUAUUAAUUUUUUUUACUGAUCUAUAUUUCGUUUUUUUUUCUUCUAUUUCUUUAACUUUAAUUUAACGGGGUACUUAAAAUCGGUUUGAAAAUUAAAAAUUAAAAAAAAAAAAAAAAAAAAAAAAAAAAGAAAACAAAGAAAAAGAUAAAAAUAGGAAGAAAAAAAAAAGAAAGAAAGGAAGAAAAUGCCAUGUUGAAAAUAUUUUCCGACUUUACCAAAUAGCUGUACGGUGUGUCGAUGUUUAAAAAAGUGAUUGUGUAUAUUUUAUAUAAUAAUAUGCACGAUCUUCGUAAUAACGAUUACAUUGUCCGCGAUAUGUAUUCUUAAUAUCUCUCACUAUUUUUCGAACACACACACACACAUAAAUACACGCGCGCUGACACGCACACACGCACGCACCCAAGCACGCAAACACAAGUGUCUCUUCUAUAAAGUUUCACAGUCGUUGGAAAAAAAAUAAAUAAAAUAAAAAAUAAUAAAAUAGAAAACCAAAAAAAAAAAAAAA
Messenger RNA from Vespa velutina, 2681 nucleotides. RefSeq lists its product as uncharacterized. Gene Ontology annotation, molecular function: growth factor activity; heparin binding. The record is from RefSeq and is a predicted model, not a curated record. The transcript is spliced from 5 exons. Lineage: Eukaryota; Metazoa; Arthropoda; Insecta; Hymenoptera; Vespidae. Gene Ontology annotation, cellular component: extracellular region. Gene Ontology annotation, biological process: mesoderm morphogenesis. Bases 171 to 674 code for a protein of 167 amino acids.